Messenger RNA from Spirodela intermedia, 1374 nucleotides. The record is from the annotation of a GenBank genome assembly. Lineage: Eukaryota; Viridiplantae; Streptophyta; Magnoliopsida; Alismatales; Araceae.
AUGGGAUCUGCCAGAACUGCUCUGUCGAAGCUUCCUCUGCGCCGCCGCGCCGCCGGCGAGGGCUUCGCCGCCGGCCGACAGGCGAUCCGAUCUUUACCUUCAUUCACGGAAGCCCCUCCGAGCGGCGCCGGCGGAGAUUCUCUGGUCCGACGGCGCAGUUCCCUCGCCAAUCUCUUGCAGAGGUACGGUUUCCCCUCUUCCACCCUCACCUGGUUCAUCCGAUGCAACCGGUUUCUGCUGGAUUCGGAGCAGGAUGAUGUGCAGAGGUGCAUGAAGGUCCUCCUGUCCUUCGGCCUCUCCCAGGAUUCUCUCGUCUCGGUCGUAUCCUUCUGUCCGAGGGUUUUGGAACUAGGGUUCCUGAGGAGAUGGGAGCUUGCUUUCUCCCAGAUAGGGCUUUCUCCUGUGCCACCCUUUAUGGUGCAGAGGAUCCUGGAGCAGUCUUGGAGAUGCCGCAUUGAACCUGAAGACGUCCGGCGAAGUUGCCAGGCUCUGUCGCAAGCCGGCUUCUGCAAGAGGACCGUCGCCAAGGUUUUGGAGAAAUUGCCCUCUACGCGGAUGAAUUUUCCUGGAAUCAACCGUAGGCUUGGAUUUCUGAAGGAAAUUGGAUGUUCGAAGGAGGAGAUCGAUCGGAUCGUCUUCUCUUUCCCGGGCUUCCUGGGACUGAGCUUGGAACUCAGAUUGCAGCCUCUUCUUGAAGAGUUUCGGGAACUAAAUCUGGAAGACGAUGAGGUCCGCAAAUCCCUUAUCGAGAGUCCGAGAGCUCUUCUUACGAUGCAGACCGGCGAACUCCCUCGAUGCGUUGAGUUUCUGAGGAGUUUGAAGUGCAGGCUGCCCAUCAAGGACAGGAUCCUCUGCGAAGGCCCCGUCCGUGCCAGCAUCAGAGUGAAACUCAGAGUCGAUCUCCUCUGUCGGCAUGGUCUGAUCCGCAGAGAUGCUUUCAAGGUGCUCUGGAAGGAGCCGAGAACGAUCCUGUACGAGCUGGACGACAUCCAGACGAAGAUCGACUUCCUCAUCCACACGAUGGGCUUCGGCAUAGAUUGGCUGGUGGAGGUGCCAGAGUAUCUGGGUGUGAAUCUGCAGAAACUGGUGGUUCCCCGGUACAAUGUGAUAGAACACCUGAGAUCGAAGAAAGCUCUUGGAUUUCAGGUCGAUCUGAGGCUUCUGAUCAAGCCCAGCAGGAAUAAGUUCUACAACAUGUUCGUCAAGCCAUAUCCUGACUGUGAGGGGAUCUUCGGAGGGCCGCCAGGAGAUGCCAAUCCCAAGCGCAGGCACCCAGCGGGAUUGUGGACUCUCUUCAAGCCACCGGCAUAUCCUCAGACAAAGGAGGAUGUUCGCACUAUGAAGCUGUUCAUGGAAUCCUUGGUAAAUCCUUAG